CUCCCUCAAACGUACCGCCGCUGCCGCAGCCACCGACGCCACCGACGUUGUCGUCAACGUAUUCGCGCCGCCGCCACCGUUGCUCCAGUUGCAGCGUGCACCGGACGUGUCGUCAACACGUACACCAUCCACACACACGGUCGGGACUAUAGUGGACGACCGACGGACAACGUAUUAUUGAAAAUAUUAUUAUAAUAAUUCGGUUACGGUUAAUAUUUCGAUAUUAUUACAAUAAACUAUACGACAAUUGUAUGAUACGGUGUCGCCGCGUUUUAAAUUCGCGGGCUCGCCACUUGCGCGUACUACACGGCACGCAACUCGCGUACUCGUUAUUGUACAUACGCCCACACGUAUAUAGAAUACAAUAGAUCGCCGCGUUGCCGCUUAACCUAUACCGUGGGACAGCGGGACAUGAAUCUGGUGUCCAGGCAGCAGUACGGCAGCGUCGUUUCGUCGUCGUCGCCGUCGUCGUCGUCGCGUUCGUACGGCGGCUGUGGCAAAUCGGACGACGCGACCAGCACGGACGAAGAGGCGAUAGUGGACGUUGAGCGGCCGGACACGCCGCCGCCGCCGCCCGCCGCCGCCACAAAGUCACUGUCGGCCGACGACCACCCGCGCCGCGUCUGCAUCAACGGUGGCCGGCCGGUGGCCGCGUCUGCGGUGGCCAGCGCGGCCGCGCUCACCGCAUGGCUGAACCCGGCCACGUUCUGGCGGGACUCCGAUCAGUGGCGCAACGUGUUGGUCAACUACUACCACAUGAACAGGGCCGCGGCCGCUCGUUCUGGCAGGGGCCGAGGCGCCGUCGCCACUUACCGUCCGUCCGCCGUGCCGGCCAUCUGCGGCAUCGGUCCGUCGGCCGGCCGGAAGCCGACGACAAUCUGCACGACGGGAUCACAGCCAUCACCGCCGACUACGACGUCCCAGUCCUCCACGUCUUCACGGCCGAAGAAACGGUACAUCUGCACGUACUGUCAGCGCGAGUUCAGCAAGUCGUACAACCUGCUCAUACACGAGCGCACACACACCGACGAACGGCCUUACCCGUGCGAUGUGUGCGGCAAGGCGUUCCGCAGACAGGAUCACUUGAGAGAUCACAGGUACAUACACGUCAAGGAAAAACCAUUCAGGUGUCCAGUGUGCGGCAAAGGUUUCUGUCAGUCCAGGACGUUGUCCAGUCAUCGAAGCAACAGGAAUUCUAUGUGCCUGGACACGACUGUUCUACACCAACAGCAACAACGGGACGCCGCCGGCAACGUACGUAGGCCCAAAAUGAUCACAGACUUCUCCAUAAACUCUAUAUUGAACUUGCAGUAAAUCUGCAUGUACGCAAUAGACAGUUAUAUUGUUUGUUUUUUAACCCCUCGAUUAUUUUGAUCUCAAUUGCGUAUGUGAAGUUGGAAGAAGGUGAAAGACUAUUUUAUUAUUAUUAUUAUUGAUAUAAUACGUGACUACAAAGAAUCGAUACAAUAUUGAUUAUUAUAAAUGUUUGGUACAUUACAUAUAAUAUUGUAGAAGUCUAUGUUGUAUCGUGGCUUAUAUUUAUUUCUGAUUUAUAUACACAUAUUAUACAAAUAAUGAAGAUUUAUCAUUACUAUUUUACCGCCCAUCGAUUCUUCGCCUGGAUAACAUUUUUAUAUAUGCCUACUCCACAAUGCCAUGAAUGUAACACGUCUUUUUGAAAUGACAUUUGCAUAUUAUAAUAUAUAUAUAUAUAUAUAUUAUGUAGAUAAUAGAUUCAUAUCAUCCUU
Molecule: messenger RNA, 1748 nt
Organism: Rhopalosiphum maidis (corn leaf aphid)
Lineage: Eukaryota; Metazoa; Arthropoda; Insecta; Hemiptera; Aphididae
Product: fez family zinc finger protein erm-like
Biological process (GO): embryonic hindgut morphogenesis; embryo development; embryonic pattern specification
Cellular component (GO): nucleus
Molecular function (GO): RNA polymerase II transcription regulatory region sequence-specific DNA binding; DNA-binding transcription factor activity, RNA polymerase II-specific
Source: RefSeq, a predicted model, not a curated record